Messenger RNA from Theobroma cacao (cacao), 1906 nucleotides. RefSeq names its product aldehyde dehydrogenase family 2 member B4, mitochondrial-like. Gene Ontology annotation, molecular function: oxidoreductase activity, acting on the aldehyde or oxo group of donors, NAD or NADP as acceptor. The record is from RefSeq and is a predicted model, not a curated record. Lineage: Eukaryota; Viridiplantae; Streptophyta; Magnoliopsida; Malvales; Malvaceae.
GCCAGUAGCCAACCCCUCGUUAUCGUCUAUAAAAACGGAAAGAAAAAAAAAAAUAGGACUAAUCUCGUUUCUAAUCUCUUGAUUGUUAGUCGUUAGAUAAUCGAGCAUGGCGGCGUCUAUGAGCAUUUCAUCGUUGCUUUCUCGUUCCUUGGCUGCUGCUGCUUCUUCUACUCUGCGUUCUAAAGGUAGGAUCUCUGAAGUGGGCAGAGUGGUUUCUAGAUACGGCACUACUUGUGCUUCUGUGGAGAACCCAAAUAUUCCUGUCAAAGUGAACCACACUCAGCUUUUGAUUAAUGGGAACUUUGUUGAUUCGGCAUCAGGGAAAACUUUUCCAACAUAUGAUCCCAGGACAGGGGAUGUGAUUGCUUAUGUUGCUGAAGGUGAUACUGAAGAUAUAAAUCGAGCAGUUUCUGCUGCUCGCAAGGCAUUUGAUGAAGGACCAUGGCCAAAGAUGACUGCUUAUGAAAGAUCAAUGGUAUUGUUCCGAUUUGCUGAUCUUAUUGACAAGCAUACAGAGGAACUUGCAAUACUUGAGACUUGGGAUAACGGAAAGACAUAUGAACAGGCUGCUAAGAUUGAACUACCAAUGAUCUCACGUCUAAUUCGGUACUAUGCUGGUUGGGCAGACAAGAUUCACGGUCUUACAGUUCCAGCUGAUAGUUCACACCAUGUGCAAACCAUACAUGAACCUAUUGGUGUUGCUGGUCAAAUUAUUCCAUGGAAUUUUCCUCUUCUCAUGUUUGCUUGGAAGAUUGGGCCUGCCUUAGCGUGUGGCAACACUAUCGUUCUUAAGACAGCAGAGCAGACACCAUUGUCUGCUCUUUAUGCAGCCAAGCUAAUUCACGAGGCCGGACUUCCUCCAGGUGUUCUAAAUGUGGUUUCAGGUUUUGGUCCGACUGCUGGUGCUGCUCUUGCCAGUCAUAUGGAAGUGGAUAAGCUUGCUUUCACUGGAUCAACUCAAACUGGAAAAAUUGUCCUUGAGUUGGCUGCAAAAAGCAAUCUUAAGCCCGUAACAUUGGAGCUCGGAGGAAAAUCCCCUUUUAUUGUAUGCAAGGAUGCUGAUGUGGACGAGGCAGCUGAGCUGGCCCACUUUGCUCUGUUCUUUAAUCAGGGACAAUGUUGCUGUGCUGGCUCUCGUACAUAUGUACAUGAGAGUGUGUAUGAUGAGUUUGUAGAGAAGGCAAAGGCACGCGCAUUAAACCGUACUGUUGGUGAUCCAUUCAAGGCAGGAAUUGAACAAGGUCCUCAGAUUGAUUCAGAACAAUUUGAAAAGAUCCUGAGGUACAUAAGAUCUGGUAUUGAAAGUGGAGCAACUCUUGAAACCGGAGGUGAAAGGAUUGGGAGCAAGGGCUACUAUAUUCAGCCCACCGUCUUCUCCAAUGUAAAGGAAGACAUGUUGAUUGCACAGGAUGAGAUAUUUGGUCCAGUUCAGUCCAUCUUGAAAUUCAAGGACAUCAAUGAGGUUAUUCGGAGGGCAAAUAGUACGAGUUAUGGACUGGCUGCCGGUGUGUUUACCAAGGACAUAGACACUGCUAACACCGUGACCCGGGCAUUGAAAGUGGGAACAGUUUGGAUAAAUUGCUAUGAUGUGUUUGAUGCAGCUAUUCCAUUUGGUGGGUACAAGAUGAGCGGACAGGGAAGAGAGAAGGGUAUUCAGAGUCUUAGCAAUUACUUGCAAGUGAAGGCCGUUGUCACUCCCUUGAAGAAUCCAGCUUGGAUGUAAAUCCCUUAACGACUUUGGUCUUUCUUUCUUUCUACCUUAAUAAUUGAGCUGCUGAUGAUUCUAUCCUAAUUCAUGCCGAAGAAGCAAAAUUCUGUCAUAAAUUUCUAUGCUGGUUGUAGAGAAUUUAAUGAUUCAAAAUAAAUAAUAAUUUGUUUUGAGGCCUCCGUCUCCGAUUAUAGUCAA